This is a messenger RNA of Gossypium raimondii (Peruvian cotton), 3992 nucleotides long. RefSeq names its product U-box domain-containing protein 7. Bases 173 to 1474 code for a protein of 433 amino acids. The record is from RefSeq and is a predicted model, not a curated record. The transcript has 5 exons. NCBI's taxonomy places the organism in Eukaryota, Viridiplantae, Streptophyta, Magnoliopsida, Malvales, Malvaceae.
GCAAUAGUGUUUCCCUGGCAUGUGAUGUAUACUCGCUGGCUCAACUAUUCUUUUUCUGACAGAGAAGUCUUCUGUUUUGUCUCUUAGUCAUGCUUAUAUAUUCUCUGAUUUAAGUUUUUUUCAAUCUACCCUUAAAACAGUUUAUCAAUUUUCUCCCUCCCAAACUCAAAUUAUGUCUACUUCGUCUUCGUCUUCGUCUAUUUGGUCAGUUUCUUAUAGAAAGCUUAAGUUCUUUUCUAGAAUCCGUAGGUUUUUGCAAUCCAAAGCCAUAAGGAAGGGAUCAUACGGGUCUUCGUCAAAGUCCGAUAAUUCAAAUAAGUUAAGAACAAUAGACAACAAUGAUAAAGAUGAGGAAGAUCAUCAGCUAGUUAUCGAGAAAGAAAGCGAGCUGGAUGGUUCCGUGGUGUUACAAAAAUCUGUGAAUAGGCUCCACUUUGGGAGCUGGGAAGAGAAAGAGAUGGCUGCUAUAGCUAUUGAGAAACUCGCUAAAGAAGACGUUAAGGCAAGGAAAUUUAUGGCAGAGCUUGGAGUUAUACAUAUGCUCGUUUCCAUGGUGGCUACUGAGGUAGUUGGUCGCCAUGGAGCCGCUAUUAAGGCGUUGAUCCAGCUUGCUAAUGGAACCUCUACAAACAAGGCUUUAAUGCUAGAGGCUGGAAUACUAUCAAAAUUACCAAAAGAUAUUAACGUUGUAGAUGAACAAACAAGGCAGGAAUUUGCAGAACUGUUAUUAUCCUUAUCUUCUAUAUCAAAUACGGAUUUCUGUCCGAACAAGCCGGAGAUCCUCCAGUUUCUGAUUGGCAUACUUGAGUCACCUUGUAGCUUUGAAACAAAGGAACUUUGUUUAGGUGUAUUAUAUAACUUGUCUGCUGUGUUAGAGAAUGCUGGAGCUUUAGUAUCUAAUGGAGUCGUCCACACGCUUUUGAACCUAUCUUCUUCGUUCAAAGAACUUUCAGAGAAAGCGCUUGCAGCGUUAGGUCAUUUGGUGGUGACAUUAAUGGGGAAAAAGGCAAUGGAAGAUAGUUCAAUAGUACCGCAAAGCUUGAUCGAGAUUCUAACAUGGGAGGAUAAACCCAAAUGCAUAGAAUUAUCGGCUUACAUUCUAAUGAUUUUAGCUCAUCAAAGCUCGACUCAAAGGGAUAAAAUGUCAAAGGCAGGGAUCGUUCCUGUACUCGUUGAAGUGGCCUUAAUGGGAAGCCUUUUAGCUCAAAAGAGAGCAAUGAAAUUGUUGCAGUGGUUUAAAGAUGAAAGGCAAGCAAAGAUGGGACCUCAUUCAGGACCACAGACAGGAAGGGUUCCAUUAGGUUCACCAUUGCAUCCAAAGGAGGCUCAAGAAGGGAAGAAAAUGAUGAAAAAUUUGGUGAAGCAAAGUCUUCAUAAGAAUAUGGAAAUGAUUACUCGAAGAGCAAAUGCUGGUGGUGGUGGUGUUGAUUCAUCUAAUCUCAAAUCAUUGGUUUCUAAAAGCUUGACUUUCUAAGUUUUCUUUUUAGUCAUCAAAAUUUUGUUUUGGGAACGCAAUUCUUUGAAAAUGGAAUGUAAUUAUGACACUAUUUCUUAAAGUUGGAGACUGUGUAGAUAGAGUUUUCAUUAAAUCGAAAUCAUCAAUGAAACAACUGAUUAAAAGUUAUUGAGGUAUCUCUUUUUUAAUAUAUGUACAAAUAAGUUGAAAAAAAUCAUUUUUUAUUUUCCGGAAACUUAUCUUCAUAAUUUUUAUCGCUAAAAUUGUUGUUUAGCAGACACUAAAAAAUCUGCACAAGAUGAAUAAUCCGAUCAACAAGAGGAUAAUUCCUAAAGAAAAUAAAUUAUAAAUAAUCAGAUCAUUAUAGAGGGGCUAAAUCCUAAAGAAAUACAUAUAUAGCGACCUCUCACAAAAUUUUACCUAUUUCUGCUGUAUUCUUUUUGGUACAUUAUUUCUGUUCUUCACGAGUUCGGGGUUUGGACUAACUGAACAAGGGUUUAAUCAGAAUCUUUCCUUCUUCGAUUUUUUCGUAGCUUUCGACGCUUAAGAGAAGUCUGUAAGUCUGUUAAAAAAAGUAGAAUUUUUAUUCUUUUUUCUCUUUCAUAGUUUAGUUUUCUUUUGAAGUUCAUGUCAAGUUUUAGUUUAUAAUUUAGUAAGAAGUCUCAGAGGUUGUUUACAUUGAUCAUCUAAACUUUGUUUUGCUUUUAAUCAUCUAAUAAUCUAACAGUUUACUGAUAAAAGGUAUUUUGCUUGUUGAUCAUCUGGGUUUUCCUUUUCUUUUAAAUUUUCUGCUUCUGCAUAAUGAUUAUAUGAUUCUUUUAUACAUUUUUCUUAUUUCAGAUUAUGAAAUUCUUUUUCUUUGGCUUAAGUUUGUUAUAUAUAUAUGUAUAUAUAUAUAUAUUUCUAUAUAUGUUCUCUGUUCUGGUUGUGAAGAAGACUUAUUUCUCUUGGAUUUGGACAUGGACAGUCUCAGCUUGUUUAUUGCUUGUCUCAUUAUAUUCUGGGGUUAAAUUUUGAAGUUGUGAUGGUCAAAUCUAGAUUGAUGCUUACAACUUUGAACAGUUGGGUUCACUCUUCCUCUUGAGUUCUUAAAAUCUCUGAAGCAGUCCCUCUGUAUUUGACUGUCUGUUAGACUUUUACCUACUUGAGAUACUUAAACUGGGAAUAAAAUAGAAUUCACUGCCUGUAAAAUUUUCGAAGCUCUACGACCAUUGGUUCCAUUCAGUUCUAGAUGUUGCAACUCGAAGCAAAAACUUCAAUGCUUUUGACUGCUACACCACAACUUUGGGGACUUGUCUACAUGUUCAUUUUUUGCUUUUGUGAUUUCAGCCUGUUUUUGCUGAAAUUUUAUUUGCUUUCGUGGACUUGAACUAUGAUCACAAGCAUUGCUGGAAAUAUGAUGUUGUAGCAUGUUUCUGGGAAAUUAAGUUUGGUCUAGUCGUUCCUUGUUUGUUCUUGGAUGUCGAGUUUCACUAACGUAAGUCUUGAACCAGGGUAUUCUGCAGUUAAUGUAACACCCUAGUGGAUUAAACCUGUUUCUGUGUCUGAAAAGUGAACUAAGUCAUCCAUGUUUCAAUUCAAUAUGGAUAGCAAAUUUAAAGGCAUAGUUUGGGUUGGUAACAUUUAUCAGAGGUUUGAAGCUUUGUGCUUGGAGAUGGAUGAUAUGGUCUGCCAGGAAACAUUCCAAUACGUUGAAGACCAGUUGCAGACUGUGGGAGCUAAUGUUAGGCAAUUCUGUACAGAACUAAUGCAAGAAGUGCUCCCUUCAUCUCCUACCAAUUCGAAGGAAGAACUUAACUUGUCUCUAUUGCAAAAUGCUGCUGUCACAACCAAUAAAGAUUCAAACAUAAAUGUUAAUAAAGAUUGCAUUCAGAAAGAACUGAUCCAUGUCAAAUAUAUUAAAAAUAUACAUUUAGGUUCAUCUUCAGGGCAAAGCACAGAGAAUGAGCGUGGCUUGGCUCAAGCAUGGAAGAAUGAAGCUCAUGACACUGAUUCUACUCUAGAUGACGCCUUAUUAGAAUCAUAGGCUGUUCCGAAAUUGGAACUAGAAACUGUUCCAGCUCCUGUUCCAUCGCUUAAUAAGGUGAAGCUUGAAGAAAGCUGGAUUGUGGUGGACAGCAGUGAGCUUCAUUCUCUUUCUAAUGAAUUACAAGAACGCCGAUCAUUCAAGGAAUGCUUAGUUGUUGUUUUGUGGGACAGGAGAAGUUUCAGGAGGCUUUUUCUUUGAAGUCAAGGUUAUGGAAGCCUGAUGAUGAGCAGCAUCGAAACAGUGUUGAGCAAUCCAGUGAAAGCAACAAAUCUGAGUGACAAGAAAUGGGAUUUUCCGAAUCGGAUUGGGAGAUUAUUUAAAUAAAGUUAAAAUGGAUUUUAGAAUAAGACGGGACAUUUACAUGGUUUGAAAAAAUGGAGAGAACUAGGCAGUCUAGUAGGCAUGAUUUGAUGGAGAGUUGUUGUCUAAAUUGCAGUGUUUCCUUGUAUUAAUCAUAUAACGUUAGUAUUAAUUUCAUCUUUUAAUUACAAACAAAGCAUUAAUUAA